Colias croceus (clouded yellow) is the source of this 2649-nucleotide messenger RNA. RefSeq names its product protein FAM98B. The transcript is spliced from 10 exons. Gene Ontology annotation, cellular component: tRNA-splicing ligase complex. Lineage: Eukaryota; Metazoa; Arthropoda; Insecta; Lepidoptera; Pieridae. Bases 24 to 1535 code for a protein of 503 amino acids. The record is from RefSeq and is a predicted model, not a curated record.
UUAACCAUACAAUCUAUACAAAUAUGGAAAACGAAAUUUUGGACUCGCUCAACGACUUAGGGUAUGAAGGCCCCUUAUCCGAUGAAGUAGCGUUCGCCAAAGCCCUAGAUGGCGGUGCCAAAUCAUUAGAAUAUACAAAACUAGUUCAUAUCCUAGCUGAAGAGAUUAAAAAACUAUGUAACCUUGAAGAAACAGUAAAUAUAAUGAACGAUCCUGAUGAAUCUAGCUCGUUCUUGCUUGAACUCAGUUCAUUUUUGAAGGAACUCGGUUGUCCAUAUAGGAAACUUGUAACAGGUCACAUGUCCUCCAGGUUACAGUCGAGAGAUGAUAAAAUAUUACUAUUAGAUUAUCUAGUAUCGGAAUUAAUGGCAGCCAGAAUGGUGAAUGUCGACUGUCCAAAAGAGAAACCAGCUGGAAUGGAUAUUGUAGUGCAAGAAUCGCCAACAGCGAAAGACUUGAAAGAAAUUCUGAUUGCACUAAAAUUUAAUAAACCUCCACCAAAUAUUACUCCUGAAGUAUUGUUUUCGAAGCUUGAAGCUAAAUUAAAGGAAACCAUACAGAAAGAAGGUGACAAACUAGUUGGCAAGCCGUUAUACAACAAAGCGUUAACGGAAAAAGAUUGGAAACAAUUAGAGAAUACGUUCACGGAAAUGUUUGAAGAGUACCGUUUGAGACGGGAGACUUUGUUAACGAGAUUGGAGUGUACUAUACAGAGUUUUGAGUGGUCAGACCGUCUCAAAGGCAAGAAAGAUCUCAUACAAUCUACAUACAGACCGAAACGGGAACAUUUGCGGAUCAAGCCAGACGUCAAACUGUCUGAUUUCCUAGCGGCAAGAACGUCGUUGUUACAUAUAGAGAAGACAUCAAGUGCGUCUGUCAGGAAGAAUACACAGAGCGAAGUCAAUAAAGUACUUAUUGGCAGGGUGCCAGAUAGAGGAGGUAGACCGAAUGAACAACAGCCCCCACCACCGGAAAUGCCUUCUUGGCAACAGAGAUCUGCUCCACAGGGCGGUGGCCGUGGUGGCGGUGGUCGUGGCGGUGAACGGGGGGGUUGGAGUGGUGAUCGUGGGGGUCGUGGCGGUGAAAGAGGGGGUCGUGGGGGUUACGGUGGUGACCGUGGGGGCCAUAGCAGUGAGAGAGGGGGUUACAGUGGUGAAAGGGGGGGUUAUGGUGGAGAUAGAGGCGGUCGUGGUGGUCGUGGCGGGGAUAGAGGGGGUCGAGGGGGGAGGGUUCAAGGUGGUUAUAAUCAGGGGAGUGGGGAUCAGAGGCCCCAAUCAAGUCCAGCAUUUAAUCAAAACCGUAACUACCAAACCUACGAAGUUCCUCCCGGUGGUUAUAACCAAAACCAGAACCAGGGUUACGGUAACCAGGGCUAUGGUUAUAACCAGAGCCAGAACCAAGGUUAUGAUAGCAUGGGAAGUUAUAACCAGGGCUAUCAAGGAGGCGGUGGGGGUUACAAAACAUACCAACCGAACCCCGGCUACCAAACGCAGAACGACAGAAGGGGUCGCGGCAACUAUUCGGGGCGACGUUGACACAACGCAUUGACAUACACACUAAAUAAUAACGAUAGUUGACGGUAGUUUUAGAUUUUAAUAUUGCGGGUAGUUUGAAAUUUGAAUGGGAAAAACGAAAAAAAAAUGGGGGUAGUUUGAGGGGUAGUUCACAUGAUGUUAUGAGUAAAAAGCCAAAAAAGUAUUUUAAUUUAGAAAUAUUGUAUUUAUGCCCUUGGUUGGAUAAAAAACAAUAAACAGCCAAGUGUGAGAUGGACUCGCGCACCGAGGGUUCCGUAUAAACAGCUUUUUAUAUGUUGUUACUUUAAAUAUAUACUUUCGUUAUUUUUCGACGACAGAAGGGGUCUUAAACUUCCUUUUUUUUGGCUUUUAUUUAUAAUAUCAUCGAGUAAAUGCGGAUUCGUAAGCUUUGUUCGGAAUUGAAAUUUGUUUUAUAAGAAUAAGGUAGAAAAUAGUAAAUUUUAUUGAGAUGGUUGUUUUUCGUUUUAAGUAUUUAUAUUUUUUUUAGUGGGCAGUCUCGUUUAAAAUUUGUUUUUAAUAAUUAUUCAGUGAAAUUUUAUAAAAAUUUGAGAGACAGAUUUUCAAAAGUAUUUUUUUUUAUGUUGACAAUAGUUAAAUAAAGUCUAAAGUUUUUACAUUUUAGACUUUUUUCAAUGAAGGUAUUUUUGAAAAAUGCGGGUAGUUAUGCAUACAACGGUUUUGGUUUAUUGGCAGUUCCUACUAACGUGAUUAAAAUGAAAGCUGUAUGUGAUUUAUAAAAUGUUUUUAAAAUAAUAAAAUGUAAAAUUAGUGUCAUGCAAGUACGCCCUAUAUUGUAGACAUUAGAUUAAGGUCUUAGGGGUGUUUUUCCUUAUUUCUCAAUCUCAAAUACUUAUUUCUGAAUACAAUCAUCAGAAUUACAUACAAAACGUGCUUAUAAUAACUGCCUUUUCAAUACAAAAUUAAUAUUAUUAUUAAAAUAUUCAACGAAUUGCCAACUUAAACUUAAAAUUAUCGUCAACUUUUGUUACUAGAUCUAACUUAUUCUAUAUUUAUCGCUAGUGUUUUAAUUAAAACUUACAAAGUCAUUUUGUAAUUAAUAAAUUGUUUUAAUAACUUAAAAGGUAUAUAAAAUUGUGACUAAUUAAGCUUAUUU